UCUCUCAGGGACUUAAAGACUUUUCUUUGUCUAGAAUACAAAGGAGGACACAAGGUGAUACUUUCAACCAAACUGGUUAUCAGCAUGGUUCUUUGCCCAUUUCUUCCAAUAAUAUGUACUCUUGUCAUUGCACAAGUGCUCACUACUGAGGAGUGUCAGGUAGCAGUGAUCCAGUCAGAAGAACUGCUCUUUGGCAGUGUGAACCAGUCUCUCUCCAUUCCCUGCCAUGUCACUGUGUCUGCCUGCAACGGUUUGAUCAACAGUUCGCCCAUGAUGGUUUGGUAUAUGUUCAAGAAAGACUCCCAUUCCCAGCUGGAUCUGAAAAGCCAGCCCCUCAAGUACAGGCUGGAGACCCAACAUCUGAGCAUUCAUUCCCUCUCAGCUGAUGACAAUGGUGUGUAUUACUGUGCCGCCAUUCUUAAGACUGUUUCAGCUAAUAAAGAAAAACAAGCUUUUGGAAGUGGUACCACAGUAACGGUGAAAGAGAACAGCUUCACCACUGGCCACAUGCUGCUUGUAAUGUUGCUGGUCUUACUGAUGCUCUAUAGUCUCACCAUCCUGAGUUUCAUUGUAUGUAUAAAGACAAGAGGAAGCACACUGUUCUUACAAGGAAGACUGAGGACAAGUCAAAUUAAGAGUACCUCGACCAGAAGAGUCCAGUUUGGCGCUGUGGUGCAAGAAUUGUACACCAAGAGGAACUUGCGCAGUAGCAAUAAAACCUCUCCCAGUGAAGCUUCCCCAGAAAACAAGUGUGAAACACACAGGAAGAAGGAAGAGAGAGUGACUGAGGACACAACAUUCAAGUGAGCAGCUUUUGCUCGGGAUAAACAUUGCCCAUUCCAAAGUCCUCAUCUAAAUCAGUAUGAGCCAUGAGUAUGAGAUCCUUCUGAAAAGUGAACAUUCAGCUAGAGCCAUAAAUGUCAUAGUGACAGCCUGGUAAUGAAGCAUGCUAUUUUCUGCUACAAAUAUCCAUAUUUGUUGCCAAUUUCAGAUGCACGACAUGUUUACUGAAGCCUGUUUUUUUUUUCCUUAUUCUUCAUCACUUCUUUGAACUGUAAUACAAUAAUCUGGAAUUUAUAAAUGACAGUCUAUCAGCAAAUGCAUUGGCGCUGCUUUGCCAAACUUUGAAAUCUGAAGCAAAAGUUUAAUUAAACAUCUUUAAUUGAUAGCAAUUUGUUUAAUAUAGGAGGAGUCUACUUGUACUUUAUAAUAGUAAUUUCCUAUUAUGGCUUUCCAUUGUAGUGGAAAUCUUCCUGGACUGGUUAGAGAAAAAAAAAAAAAGAUUGCAGUAAUUGCUGUGCUAUGAAUUGACUCAGAGGCAAGGG
Electrophorus electricus (electric eel) is the source of this 1325-nucleotide messenger RNA. RefSeq lists its product as uncharacterized. The record is from RefSeq and is a predicted model, not a curated record. NCBI's taxonomy places the organism in Eukaryota, Metazoa, Chordata, Actinopteri, Gymnotiformes, Gymnotidae.